AUGAACAUAUUUGCAACGUUAGAUCCGGCGGUAAAAAAGUUAUUGGGAUGGAAGUUAGGUGACGAAGAAGAGAAAUGGGCCUUCAAAGCAGUUGAGUCGUUGGUGAAGAAGCUUAGAAAGAAGAAGACCGGGGUUGGAACAGUGGAGGAUCUUGAGUUCGCCCUGUCCCAUCCAGGAAUCAGAAGUAAAUGCGUCACCAUCCCUAGAUCACUGGAUGGAAGACUGCAGGUUUGUAACCAUGGUCAUUCAUCGUUUAUGUUUAGGUUUCUCAUCGAAAAGGCCUCCCACAUGUCAUCUAUUGUCGUGUGUGGAGAUGGCCGACCAUCCAGUCUCAUCAUGAAGUCAGACCGAUCCCGGAUUGUCGAUAUCCUUAUGACAGUCGCGGGGAUAAUAUUUGCAUAAAUCCAUAUCACUACCAAAGAGUCGACCAGCACCCAACGACAUCCAGCUUGCCCCCGUACACAAGUCAAAUGAACAUGUCACAGAAUUACAUUCCUCCCUUUACCUCAACUUCGGUCCCCAUUUCCCAUUCAAAUCAUGAACUCAUAAGACCUACAAAUUACAGUCUUCCUGAGGUCAUGGAAGUACAGUAUCCCUCUCCAUACUCUUCCUCAACCACAAUACAAUCUCCAAUCAAUAGUAAUUCGAUUGCUUCACCAUCGGCAUUAAGUGAUGAUGAUGAUUUCACUAGUUUUCAACCAAAUGAGGAUAAGAUAGCUGAAGGUCCCCACAGUUGGAACGAACCCGAUUACUGGUGUACAAUCUGUUAUUACGAACUCAAUUCUCGAGUUGGAGAACCAUUCAAAGUAAUUUUUUACUUAUUUUACGCAACUUUAACCUAUUUAGCUCGCCUGUAAUAAUGUGGUGGUGGAUGGAUUCACGGAUCCCAGCCAAGAAGAAGGAAGGAUUUGCCUGGGAUUACUCUCGAAUGUCAACAGGAAUAUCACAAUCGAGAAUACAAGGCGGCAUAUUGGAAAAGGUAUGAUUGCAUUCUCAAUUACCAAAGAACAGUUACUUCAGGCGUUCGAUUUGUUUGUACGGAGAACUGUGUAACCGUAUUCAACUUCUCCCAAUCCCCGGUUUUUGUCCAGUCAAGGAACAGUAACUUUAAAUACAAUUUGCAGUCAACUGCAGUCUGCCGAGUUCCUUCCAAUUCUAAUAUGAUCGCCUUCGACUAUCAAUUGUUCAUUGAGGUAAUUCUUUUCCUUUAGAGAACCCCGUUUAGAUGUUAAACAAAGCAAAAACUGAAGGUUAUCAACAUGUCUAUGAACUGCAGAAGAUGUGCUUUAUUCGGAUGUCGUUUGUGAAAGGAUGGGGAGCUGACUAUCAUCGGCAGGAUGUUACAUCUACGCCAUGUUGGAUAGAAAUUCAGUUACACCAACCUUUAUCGGUAAGUGUCAUACAAAUAGAAGACUAGUACUUUCAGUGGAUCGACUCUGUAAUAUCUCCAAUGGACCCUCCCGACCAAAAUAAUAUAACCUCCGUCUCAUAA
Messenger RNA from Bursaphelenchus xylophilus (pine wood nematode), 1492 nucleotides. The record is from the annotation of a GenBank genome assembly. NCBI's taxonomy places the organism in Eukaryota, Metazoa, Nematoda, Chromadorea, Rhabditida, Aphelenchoididae.